Messenger RNA from Diaporthe batatas, 1737 nucleotides. RefSeq lists its product as uncharacterized. The record is from RefSeq and is a predicted model, not a curated record. NCBI's taxonomy places the organism in Eukaryota, Fungi, Ascomycota, Sordariomycetes, Diaporthales, Diaporthaceae. The coding region runs from base 484 to 1737 and encodes 417 amino acids. The transcript has 4 exons.
GUUUCCCCGCGCUGGUUGAGUUCCGUCUGCCCGAACUGCUGGGGUCAAUUCAAGCUCGUCGAUGACGCUGCGGGGUGAUGGGACGCAUUCAGGUAGGGAUGUGCAGGCUGCGGAGGCUGCGGAGGCGUGUGUCAACAACACAGAACCACCUGGGCACCCACUCCCCGCACAAGACCUGCCCAGGUGGUUAUAUAUUGCUCGAGAAUCUGGCGGACGAAGAGCCACGGGACGGCUUAUGCUAUACUACCUAGGUAAAAAGCAGAGUUUCAACCUGUCUGCCCGUCUGCCCGUCUGCCCGCAUUGCUCCCAUGUCCAGCCCCGCUUUAUAGUCUUUCCCGCCGAGACGCCUAUUCAACCCACUUGUGCACGCGGCCUGGACUUCAGGAAGAGCAUUAACCGCGUCCAUUUCAGCCAAGGCCGCCCACCCCGUAGCAAAAUUGUUCAGGGGACAACCGUCCCUCAGUCCUUCAGUCCUUCAGCGUCAUGGCCCCUCUCACAGAUCAGACUCUCAACACGCUCCGCGCCACCGUGGAUACGGCCUGCUAUGACCACAGCAAGGGCAUCCCCGGGGCAACGGUCGUCGUUGUGAACAAGGAUGGCGACGAGCUGUUCGCGCACGCCGCUGGGCGCCGGGGAAUGGCAAGCGCCGAGGAUAUGACGCUGGACAGCGUGUAUUGGAUCGCCUCCUGCACCAAGAUGAUUACCGGCGUCGCCGUCAUGCAGCUGGUGGAGACGGGCAAGCUCAGACUCGACGACGGCGACCAGCUCGAGGGGCUGUGCCCUGAGCUCAAGACACUUCAGGUCUUGAAUAGGGAUGGCACGUUCGAGGAGAAGAAGAAGCAGAUCACGCUGCGCAUGCUCUUGACACAUACCUCCGGGUUUGGUUACUCGUUCUUCAAUGUCCGACUGAGGGACUGGGGGCUUCCCGCUGGGAUUGACGAGUUUAGCGGGCGCUUCGAGGACAUGAUCUCGCCGCUCCUGUUCCAGCCUGGAGAGGGCUGGGAGUACGGAGUUGGCAUUGACUGGGCCGGUAUCGCCCUGGAGAGAGUGACGGGACAGAAGCUGAAUGAUUACAUGAGGGAGAACAUCUUCGAGCCGCUAGGCAUCAAGAACAUGUCCAUGAUACCAACUCAGGAGAUGAAGUCCAAGAUGGCCUUUAUGAAUCAUCGCGAACCUGACGGAACUUUGCGUCCGCGCGAUCACCUCGCCCGGUUGCCGGUGGCGGUGAGCAGCAAGGAGGAAGCAGGAAGAACCUUCAACAGUGGGGGAGGGGGCAUGUUCGCCCAGCCCAGGGAGUACUGCAAAAUACUGGCGGUCCUCCUCAACGACGGCAAAUGCCCAAAGACCGGUGCCGACAUCUUAAAACCUUCUACCGUCGCCGAGAUGUUCACCAACCAGAUCCCCGAUUUCCCGGACUUUGGCCGCCAGCCCAUCCCAGCCGCGAAGCCAGACCAGACCAACCCCAUUCCCGAGCUUUAUCCCCUUCCUGGGAACCCUCCCCAAGGAUGGGGCUUGACAUUCAUGAUCAGCGGAGGCGGCGCGACGGGCCGCAGUCGGAGCACGGUUCACUGGGCCGGGCUGGCCAAUUGCUGGUGGUGGGCGGACCGGGAGCACGGGGUCGCGGGAAUCAUUGCCACGCAGAUCUUGCCGUUUGCUGACUUCCCAGUCUUGAAACUCUGGGCUGAUAUCGAAAAGGAGGUUUAUGUUGGGCUACACACGGCGAAAGGUGGGAAUUGA